Penicillium paradoxum is the source of this 1341-nucleotide messenger RNA. RefSeq lists its product as uncharacterized. NCBI's taxonomy places the organism in Eukaryota, Fungi, Ascomycota, Eurotiomycetes, Eurotiales, Aspergillaceae. The transcript is spliced from 4 exons. The record is from RefSeq and is a predicted model, not a curated record. Gene Ontology annotation, molecular function: flavin adenine dinucleotide binding; oxidoreductase activity, acting on the CH-CH group of donors. The coding region runs from base 1 to 1341 and encodes 446 amino acids.
AUGGCUGCCUCAACUCGCAUCCCCCCUAUUGCCCUGCCGUUCGUCAGCGAACAGGCCAAGCGAACCCUCGACCUGGUUGAGGAAUUCGUCGAAAAGGACUGCAUCCCCGCCGACACCGUCUUCCAGGCCCAGCUCGGCGAAGGCGAGAAGCGAUGGAACACCACCCCCGCCGUCUUGGAGGGUCUGAAGGCGAAGGCCAAGAAGCUCGGUCUCUGGAACAUGUUCCUCGCCAAAGGCCACUACGCCGAGGGCGCCGGAUUCUCAAACCUGGAGUAUGGCUUGAUGGCUGAGUUGCUCGGAAAGAGCAAGAUUGCCUCGGAGGUUACUAACAACGCUGCCCCUGAUACCGGCAACAUGGAGGUGCUCGCCAAGUACGGCAACGACGCACAGAAGAAGCAAUGGCUCGAGCCUCUCCUGGAUGGCACAAUCCGCUCUGCAUUCCUCAUGACCGAGCCGGACGUCGCCUCCAGCGAUGCCACCAACAUCGAGCUGGACAUCCGCCGCGAAGGCAACGAAUACGUCCUGAAUGGCUCUAAAUGGUGGUCCUCCGGCGCCGGCGACCCCCGCUGCAAGAUCUACUUCGUAAUGGGCAAGACCGACGCCAAAAACCCCAACACCUACAAGCAGCAAUCCGUCAUCCUCGUCCCAGCCGGCCUCCCAGGCAUCACCAUCCACCGCAUGCUAACCGUCUACGGGUACGACGACGCCCCCCACGGCCACGGCCACAUCACAUUCAAGGACGUGCGCGUCCCCGCCUCGAACAUGGUCCUCGGCGAAGGCCGCGGCUUCGAGAUCAUCCAAGGCCGUCUCGGACCGGGCCGCAUCCACCACGCCAUGCGCGCCAUCGGCGCCGCCGAGCGCGCCAUCGAAUGGCUCAUCGCCCGCGUCAACGACGAGCGCAAGAAGACCUUCGGCCAGCCUCUUGCUGCGCACGGCGUGAUCCUCGAGUGGAUCGCCAAGUCGCGCAUUGAAGUCGACGCUGCCCGGCUCGUCGUCUUGAAUGCCGCUAUCAAGAUCGACCAGGGCGGUGCGAAGGACGCGCUGAAGGAGAUUGCUGAGGCGAAGGUCCUCGUGCCCCAGACUGCAUUGGCGAUUAUUGAUCGUGCCGUCCAGGCGUACGGCGCUGCGGGUGUUUGCCAGGAUACGCCGCUUGCGUAUCUGUGGGCGGGUAUUCGGACGCUGCGCAUUGCUGAUGGACCUGACGAGGUGCAUUUGCAGCAGCUUGGUAAGCGUGAGAAUAAGUCUCGCAAGGAUGAGAUUGUUGCUAGGUUGAAUUGGCAGCAGCAGGAGGCGGAUCGGUUGCUUAUUGCUUCUGGGUACAAGCCUAAGAGUCAUCUGUGA